Messenger RNA from Limanda limanda (common dab), 4668 nucleotides. RefSeq names its product adhesion G protein-coupled receptor L2a (gene adgrl2a). Gene Ontology annotation, biological process: adenylate cyclase-activating G protein-coupled receptor signaling pathway; brain development; cell surface receptor signaling pathway. The transcript has 26 exons. The coding region runs from base 1 to 4668 and encodes 1555 amino acids. Gene Ontology annotation, molecular function: G protein-coupled receptor activity; carbohydrate binding. Lineage: Eukaryota; Metazoa; Chordata; Actinopteri; Pleuronectiformes; Pleuronectidae. The record is from RefSeq and is a predicted model, not a curated record. Gene Ontology annotation, cellular component: neuron projection; membrane.
AUGGCGUGCUCCUUGUGGAAACUACACACCUUCUGCUGGUUCCUCAUCACACUGGCCCAAGUGCACUCCACAGAGGGGUUCAGUCGAGCCGCCCUGCCGUUCGGCUUAGUGCGGAGAGAGCUGUCUUGUGAGGGUUACCCCAUCGAUCUGCGGUGUCCGGGAAGUGACGUCAUCAUGAUCGAAAGUGCCAACUACGGCCGGACAGACGACAAGAUCUGCGACGCCGACCCUUUCCAGAUGGAGAACGUCAACUGCUAUCUUCCAGAUGCCUACAAGAUUAUGUCGCAAAGAUGCAACAAUCGGACCCAGUGCAUCGUGAUCACUGGCUCAGAUGUCUUCCCUGACCCCUGCCCAGGGACCUACAAGUACCUGGAGGUCCAGUAUGAGUGUGUGCCCUACAGUCCAUGCCCAACCAGAAUAGGACCAAGAACACAGAAUGUAUCCUAUCGCGACUGCCCCGAAGUGGAGCAAAAAGUUUUUAUUUGUCCUGGGACUCUGAAAGCUGUCGGCGAGCCUUCCUUUCUGUUUGAAGCGGAGCAACAAGCCGGCGCCUGGUGCAAAGACCCGCUGCAAGCCGGCGAGAAAAUCUACUUUAUGCCUUGGACUCCUUAUAGGACAGACACUCUCAUUGAGUAUUCCUCCCUGGACGACUUCAAAAACGCCCGGCAAACCAUCACCUACAAGCUGCCCCACCGGGUGGAUGGGACAGGAUUUGUGGUCUACGACGGCGCCGUGUUUUUCAACAAGGAACGGACGCGCAACAUCGUGAAGUUUGACCUGCGAACUCGUAUCAAAAGCGGCGAGGCGAUCAUCAACAACGCAAACUAUCACGACACGUCGCCUUACAAGUGGGGCGGCAAAACGGACAUUGAUCUGGCAGUGGACGAGAACGGGCUGUGGGUGAUCUACGCCACGGAGCAGAACAACGGCAUGAUGGUGAUCAGCCAGCUCAACCCUUACACUUUACGUUUCGAGGCCACCUGGGACACGACCUAUGACAAACGCUCGGCCUCCAAUGCCUUCAUGGUUUGUGGAGUACUGUACGUGGUCCGCUCCACCUAUGAAGACAAUGAGAGCGAGGUCAGCAAGAGCCUGAUCGAUUACGUUUACAACACCAAACAGAACCGUGGGGAAUACGUCGAUAUCCACUUUCCCAACCAGUACCAGUACAUUGCAGCGGUGGAUUAUAAUCCGCGAGACAACCAGCUCUAUGUGUGGAAUAAUUUUUACAUCCUGAGGUACAACCUGGAGUUUGGCUCACCGGAUCCAGCACAUGAUCCACCACAGUCAGAUGUCACUGGUGCUCCGCAGCCUCAGAGAACCACAACCACCACCACAACGACCACGGCGCACCGGGGCGUGGCCAACACCAGCACCACAACAGGGCUGAAGGAGGGCAGCAGGGGAGCGCCCAAGCCCCCUGCCGUGAUCCCGCAGACGACUUCCCCCCCGCCUCUGGAGUCCUACCCUCUGCCCGAGCGUUUCUGCGAAGCCACCGAGAAGAGAGACAUACUGUGGCCUCAGACCCAGAGGGGCAUGCUGGUGGAGCGACCUUGCCCCAAGGGAACAAGAGGCACGGCGUCUUAUUCCUGUGUCCUCUCCACCGGGGCCUGGCACCCGAAGGGCCCGGAUCUCAGCAACUGUACCUCCCACUGGGUCAACCAAGUCGCCCAGAAGAUUCGCAGCGGUGAAAAUGCGGCAAACUUGGCCAACGAGCUAGCCAAGCACACCAAGGGCCCCAUCUUCGCCGGGGACGUCAGCUCGUCCGUGCGCCUCAUGGAGCAGCUGGUGGACAUCCUGGACGCCCAGCUGCAGGAGCUCAGGCCCAGCGAGAAGGACUCGGCAGGGCGGAGCUUCAACAAGCUUCAAAAACGAGAAAGGACAUGCAGGGCAUACAUGAAGGCCAUUGUGGACACAGUCGAUAACCUUCUGCGACCGGAAGCCUUGAAGUCCUGGCAAGACAUGAACAGCACGGAGCAGACGCACGCCGCCACCAUGUUGCUGGACACUCUGGAGGAGGGGGCCUUCGUCCUCGCCGACAACCUCAUGGAGCCCGCCUUCGUCAAAGUUCCGGCAGACAACAUAAUCCUGGACGUGUACGUGCUCACCACAGACGGCCAAGUUCAGGAUUUCAAAUUCCCACAAUCCAGCAAGGGGGGCGUCUCGAUCCAGCUCUCGGCCAACACUGUCAAGCUGAACAGCCGGAAUGGAGUUGCCAAGCUGGUGUUUGUCCUCUACAAGAACCUGGGCCAGUUCCUCAGCACAGAGAACGCCACCAUUAAGAUGGCCGACGCUUAUGGCCGCAACGUGUCAGUGGCCGUCAACUCCGACAUCCUCGCCGCCUCCAUCAACAAAGAGUCCAGCCGCGUGUUCAUUAAUGACCCUGUGAUUUUUACCCUGGAGCACAUCGAUAUGGAGCACUACUUCAACUCCAAUUGCUCCUUCUGGAAUUACUCUGAGAGGAGCAUGAUGGGAUACUGGUCCACCCAAGGCUGCAAACUCCUGGAUUCCAAUAAAACACACACCACCUGCUCCUGCACUCAUCUCACCAACUUUGCCAUCCUCAUGGCGCAUCGUGAAAUCUCAGUAAGUCACGUUAACGACCGGGUCCACGAGCUGCUUCUCACCGUCAUCACCCGCGUCGGCAUCGUGGUGUCCCUCGUCUGCCUCACCAUGAGUAUCUUCACCUUCUGCUUCUUCCGGGGCCUGCAGAGCGACCGCAACACCAUCCACAAGAACUUGUGCAUUAAUCUCUUCAUCGCCGAGUUAAUAUUCCUAAUUGGUAUCGAUAUGACGGAACCCAGGAUUGGCUGCGCCAUCAUCGCCGGGAUCCUUCAUUUCUUCUUCCUGGCCUCCUUCUCCUGGAUGUGUCUCGAGGGGGUCCAGCUGUACCUCAUGCUGGUGGAGGUCUUCGAGAGCGAGUACUCUCGGAAGAAGUACUACUACGUGUCCGGUUACCUCUUCCCGGCCAUCGUGGUCGGGGUCUCGGCGGCCAUCGACUACCAGAGCUACGGGACAGAGAAAGCGUGCUGGCUAAGUGUGGAUAAUCAUUUCAUAUGGAGUUUUAUUGGACCUGUCACCUUUAUCAUCAUGCUCAAUCUCAUCUUCCUGGUCAUCACAAUGUACAAAAUGGUGAAGCACUCCACCACCCUGAAACCAGACUCGAGCCGACUGGAGAAUAUAAAUAAUUAUCGCGUUUGUGACGGCUACUAUAAUACAGAUUUGCCUGGCUAUGAAGAUAAUAAACGCUUUAUCAAGUCCUGGGUCAUGGGUGCGUUCGCCCUCCUCUUCCUUCUGGGCCUCACCUGGUCCUUCGGCCUCUUCUUCAUCAACGAGGCCUCCAUCGUCAUGGCGUACCUCUUCACCAUAUUCAACGCUUUCCAAGGAAUGUUCAUCUUUAUCUUCCACUGCGUCCUGCAGAAGAAAGUCCGCAAAGAGUACAGCAAGUGCUUCCGCCACACGUACUGCUGCGGCGGGCUGCCGACCGAGAGCUCCCACGGAUCCGCCAAGACCUCCACCACACGGACCAGCGCUCGCUACUCCUCUGGCACCCAGGUAGACCCGCAGCUUCCCAGUCGUAUCAGGAGAAUGUGGAAUGACACCGUAAGAAAGCAAACCGAGUCCUCGUUUAUCUCAGGUGACAUCAACAGCACCUCCACCCUUAACCAAGGAAUGACCGGGAAUUAUCUACUAACAAAUCCUCUGCUCCGACCACAAGGCACUAACAACCCUUAUAACACCUUGCUGGCUGAGACAAUCGUGUGUAACAACCCCACGGCUCCAGUGUUUAACUCGCCAGUGACCUACAGAGAGACAAGGCACUCGCUGAACAGUGCGGUGAGGGAUACAAGUGCAAUGGAUACUCUACCGCUAAAUGGUAACUUUAAUAAUAGCUACUCGCUGCGCAACGGGGACUUUGGCAACAGUGUGCAGGUAGUGGACUGCGGCCUCAGUCUGGACGAUGCUGCCUUCGAGAAAAUGAUCAUCUCCGAGCUAGUACACAACAACCUGCGUGCCUGUAACAAAAGCCACCAACAGCAGCAGCAGCACCCAAGUUUACACCACCCGCCCCACCACCAGCAGCCUCCGCAGUACCACCACCACCACCAUCACCACGUGGAGCGGCCUCCUCCCAAGGUGACGGUGAUCGGGGGCAGCAGCAGCGAAGACGACGCCAUCGUAGCCGACGCUCCGUCUUUGGUGCACACGCGCGACACCGUGGGCCUCAAGCUGCACCAUCAGCAGGAGCUGGAGGCGCCGCUCAUCCCCCAGCGGACUCACUCUCUUCUGUACGCACCCCAGAAGAAGGUGAGGACCGACGGGGGAGUCGAGACCUUUGUCAGCGAGCUGAAACCCACCGACCCUGACGACAGUCUACAGUCCCCAAACAGAGACUCCUUGUACACUAGUAUGCCUAAUCUAAGGGACUCGCCGUACCCAGAGAGCAGCCCCGACGUGGUGGAGGACCUGUCGCCGUCCAAGAGGAGCGAGAAUGAGGACAUUUACUACAAGAGCAUGCCUAACUUAGGGGCCGGACACCAGCUCCAGGCCUAUUACCAGAUAGGCCGAGGGAGCAGCGAUGGUUACAUUAUUCCUAUUACUAAAGAGGGCUGCAUCCCCGAAGGCGACGUGCGGGAAGGACAGAUGCAGCUAGUGACGAGCCUUUAA